AUGUCCGCCGCAAAGGCCAAGGCGAAGAGCACACAGACGAAAUCGACUCCUCCUCUCACGACACAGGAGAUCCAGCAGAACUACAACCGUCUCCAAAAUGACUUGCAGACGUUGGCGAGCAAGAUAGGCGAGCUUGAGCAGGAGGCGGAGGAACAUGGGUUGGUGUUGGCUACAUUAGACGAGGCACUCGCCGAGGAGCCUGAUCGUAAGUGCUUCAGGCUGGUCGGCGGUGUGCUUGUCGAGCGCACUGUCGAGGAUGUUGUGCCUGCACUGCAGACGAACAAGGAUGGGAUCCUGAAGGUUAUAUCAACACUGACCGACCAAUACAAGUCUAAGGAGGAAGAAUUCGAAGUAUUCAAGCGGGAAUACAACAUUCGGCCGGCAUCUGCAGCAUGA
Molecule: messenger RNA, 396 nt
Organism: Fibroporia radiculosa
Lineage: Eukaryota; Fungi; Basidiomycota; Agaricomycetes; Polyporales; Fibroporiaceae
Exons: 4
Coding region: 1-396 (131 amino acids)
Biological process (GO): protein folding
Cellular component (GO): prefoldin complex; cytoplasm
Molecular function (GO): protein folding chaperone
Source: RefSeq, a predicted model, not a curated record